ACUGUCUGCUGAUCUGCUACUGCGGAUUGCUCAGAAUAACAAGGCAGCUCGCUAAUUCCCGUCUAUCGGGGCUUUCGCCGAAACACCGAGAGAGUAGGGUCCAAAAAAAGCCAACAAGGCAGGCAAGAACGCCGCGCCGCCGGAGUCCGCACCCCAGAAUGGCUUCAGGAGACCUUUACGAGGUGGAGCGAAUCGUGGACAAGAGGCGGAAUAAGAAGGGUAAGUGGGAGUACCUGAUAAGGUGGAAAGGUUAUGGAAGUAAGGAGGACACAUGGGAGCCAGAGCACCACCUGCUGCACUGUGAGGAAUUCAUUGACCAGUUCAACAGCUUGAGACUGCACUCACACAAAAGGCCCAAAGCUUCUAAAAAUCGCGGAGAGCCCCUCAUCACCAGUCACCCAUCUGCUGCAGAAAACUCCAGAGCCAGGUCCGAGGCCCGAAAAAAGAAAAGGACUUGUGGCCCAGCGGUGGGAGUCAGAGUGGGAACUGUUCUAGGGAUUGGAAGUGGAGGGUCAGGACCCACUCAGAAGCAGAGGAAAGUGGGUGUAGGACCUGGGAAACAUACUUUAGGGGAUAGAAUGAGCAAAGCCAUGACAUAUAAGGCUCCUUCACCUGGGGGGCCUCACUUUGUUCCUUCGGUAAGGGUUCCUCAUAAUGGACUCCAGAAUGGAGAGAUGGAGCCUCUCGUGUACAGGACGGCAGCGAGGUCACAUAGACUGCCCUCGGACAAAGUGGAUGGAGAACUAGAAAAUAUGGAUACCACUGGACAGCAGUACACCACUGACCUAGGCUCCCCUCUUGCCAAUGGAAAGAUGCAUCUGCACAGCUCAGUAAAGCGGAAGCUGGCCGAGGAGAAAGGCUACGUGUUCGACAAGCGGCUCCGGUACAACGUGCGACAGAACGAGAACAACUGUCGAUUCCGAGACAUCGUGGUCAGGAAGGAGGAGGGCUUCACGCACGUCCUACUCUCCAGCCAAACAACAGACAACAACGCCCUGACGCCAGAGAUCAUGAAGGAAGUGUGUCGAGCCCUGGGAAAUGCUGCUGCUGAUGACAGUAAAUUAUUAUUGCUCAGUUCCGUGGGGACUGUUUUCUGCAGUGGCCUGGAGCCGUCCUACCUGAUAGGGCGUCUCUCCACAGACCGCAGAAAAGAGAGUAGCCGCAUCACAGAUGCCGUACGGGAAUUUGUGUUGGCGUUCAUUCACUUCAAGAAACCGAUUGUGGUGGCAGUAAAUGGGCCGGCUCUGGGCUUAGGGGCCUCCAUCUUGCCACUGUGUGAUGUGGUCUGGGCCAGUGAGAGGGCGUGGUUCCAAACUCCAUGUGCAGCCCUCCAUCUCACGCCCUCUGGAUGCUCCUCUUACACCUUCCCCCAGAUCCUGGGUGUAGCUCUGGCCAACGAGAUGCUGUUCUGUGGAAGAAAACUCACAGCGCAAGAAGCGUGCAGUCGAGGUCUGGUGUCGCAGGUCUUCUGGCCAACCACAUUUAACCAAGAAGUGAUGCUGCGUGUGAAGGAAAUGGCGUCAUGCAGUGCAGUGGUUUUAGAAGAGUCCAAAUGCCUGGUGAGGAGUAUCAUUGUGUCAGUCCUGGAGGAAGUGAAUGAGAAAGAGUGUCAGAUGCUGAAGCAGCUGUGGUGUUCAACCAAAGGAUUAGAUGCACUUUUCAGUUACCUGCAGAACAAGGCAUAUGAGAAGUAGUGGUCCACACCCAGGAAACCAGAGAUGGGCGGUGUGUGGGUCUGACGCUACCUUCAGCGGGACAUUUGGGAUGAUAAGGCUGUGAUCUCAAACUGAAGGAAAAGUUGCACUAAUGGGCUUUCACUUCCAUCCAUCAGCAGAGGGGAUACUCUGGAGCUCUGUUUGCUUGAAUCGCUUCCAACAAAUGAGAUUUUUUUUUCAUGAUCAUCUUUUUAAAGCAGCUUUUUUUUUUGGUUGUUGUUGUUCUUUUUUAAUCGGACCCACAACCGUCCAGGUGUUUCUUCUCUCUUUAAGGAGUUCAAAGAGCAAAAGGGCCAAAUGUGCAUUGCUUAAACGCAGGGAGGUACAGAGUGUUUUUGCACCUAUGCGAGACUUAAUCAUCAGGCUGUAUGAAAUCAAUGUAUGUCUGAGAGCACAUGAUAAAGUGAUGAUAAUAUAUGUUAAUAUAUAUUUAUUUCAAGUGUGUAAAAGAGUAGCUUUCUGUAUAUAAGAUGCGUUUUUCAGAAUUUUCUCUUCGUCGCUUAUGGUUUUGAGUUGAAGUGUAAACCAAAGUUUGCAUGAGGACACUGUUUCUUGCUCCCUAACAUGCACAUUCCAUCUGCUCUGUAUUAUGGACAGAAGAAAACUACUAAAAACACUGGCCACAAAUGCUCAUACAUGCUCAAGUCAGAUUCAGACACUGCUCAAAGAACACACUCACACAAUUCAUUGUUUAUACUGUAAAAGUCCUUAUUACUCAGAACAGACAUCUUGUUUUCCAGUGACUCGGUUGUCAUGAUAAGAAGCACCAAAACUUUGCUUCGGCAAGGUUAAACCUCAUGUACUUGUGAGACUGUCUGACGACAGUGCGAUAGUACAUGCGAUGUCAUCCUCCUACUGUCAACAUCCGUCUUUCUUUAGUUAUUUUCACCUACAGCACAGCAGAUAUGGCAAGAGUUUAAUUUAACUUCUACAUGUACAAAUCAAAUCUCAAUGAGUUCAGGAUUUUUCUUUCAAGGAAAGCUUGUUUGAGUUGAAGUGCACAUAGAUUUUUUUUUUUUUUGAAUCAGGAAAAUAAGUAGAAAUGGAGAACACUGGAAGUGUGAAUGCUAGCACUAAAUAUACAACUGUGUCCGUUCUUAAUCAAUUGACAUUUUGGCUUGAGUACAAAAUGACUUUUAGAUGAUGAAAUGAAUUGGCGGCACAUAUCACAUGGAAGGAUUAGCAAUGCGAUUCAUCCCACUUUGUUUGAGCUAUAUAUAGUAGCCUUACAUGCAGUACUAUGGUGGUUCAUACAGAUAUGAAUACAGAUAGUGAUUAUGUGAAAUGUUUUUUUUUUUUUUGUUGAUAUCAUCUGACAGUUACUUCUUAGUUGUGUAUUUUUAGAGCACACAAAAGAGAUGAUUUUUCCCUGAUCCUCUAGUAAUCACAUAGUGACUGCACUAAUUGUCAGUGAUCAAUAUUGUGGCAACGCAACAGUUGUGUAGCUGGAGUCGACUUUGUCCUUAUCUGCAUGUGAUGAUUUAAGAUUUCAAAAAAAUUUUAUAUUUUGAUGUGUACUAUAGUUCGGGAUCUAUUUUGUUUUACCAAAAAAAAGAAAAAAAAGUAGGUUCUGUGAAAAUUGUUUUGUAAAACUCUGAAGAUAUUUGUCCAUUUUUGCAGUUGUACACAUGCAGUACAGAAUAAUAUAUAGAUAAUGUAGAUUGUUUUGUUUAACUAAUUGCAUGUAAUAUAUUGUAUAUAUAAAUGUGUUGCCUGUCUGAAUACCUUGUAUUUCAGGGUUUGUUUUGUACCAGCAUUGUAAGUAUUGUUAGAAAUGUUGCAGUUUAUUUUUGUAUUUAUUUGAGAUAACUGUUUGGAUGUGCAGUGCCAUGUGGUUUGCUUUGCUCCAGAGGCACCCCGACUCCCUGAAUCACCCCUUCUAAAUUAAUCCCAUAAGAACUUUAAACAAAAUGGAUCAAGAAAGCAGAUAAUUUCUUCUUAUAUCAUUUCAAAACCAAAGUGUUGAAACACUGCUGUCACUUGAAUGUUUACAUUUUCAUUUGACAUGAUCAGAUUAAGCAGUUUGUUGUAAAUGAUUGAAGGUAUGUCUGAUAACUUAAUACGUUGUGUAGUGUGUUGUACUGAGCUUUAUGAGCAUAAACUGAUGGUCGAUAAAAUGACCUGUAUUGUAUUUCAGAUUUGUCCAUCUGAAGCAUUUGAGACUCUGUUGAUGCUCCAUGUGGUUGUUUAAUGGUUUUUAGUUUUAUUUGUGGUUAUGGUUUGAUUGCAGGGAAUAAUUAAUGGUUUGAUAAAGCAUUUGUUGACAUUUUUAAGUCAUUAAAUACUCCUUAAAUCCGUUUAUCCUAGCUCGCCAGAUAUAUAAUCAUCUACAGAAUAGACUCACCAAUUGUCGUUGUUUGUUUUCACAGGCAGCUUGGCAGGUUUGUGACCAAAACACUCCAUUAGGCUUAAAUAAUCAAUUGAAAGAUGUUGGGAUUUUUGUGAUACGCUAUUUAGAAUUUUUCUUGACAGGGGUUCCUACAUUCACUUCUUCAACUAGACUCCUCGUCUGUUGGUAAAAAACAGUUGACAUCCGCGUUCCUGCUUGGCUUUAGGGUCCCAAGAAGAGAUGAGAAGGACCUGUGUAAUGUGGCUACUGUACAGCAUCAGUGAAUGCAAAUCACUCAGGUCCGCUGAGCGUUAAUAACACUGAUCCUUUAUGUAUUUAUUCAUUUAUUUAUUUUAGUUUUGUAAAAUAUUAUUAAUUCUUUCCAGUAUGUCACCUGAGAUAGGUAAUGCAUUUCUUUGCUUUCUGAAAAAAAAAAAAGUUUCCAACUAUUGGGUUUUCUCUUA
Messenger RNA from Toxotes jaculatrix (banded archerfish), 4508 nucleotides. RefSeq names its product chromodomain Y-like protein 2. Bases 159 to 1694 code for a protein of 511 amino acids. The transcript is spliced from 7 exons. Gene Ontology annotation, cellular component: nucleus. NCBI's taxonomy places the organism in Eukaryota, Metazoa, Chordata, Actinopteri, Toxotidae. The record is from RefSeq and is a predicted model, not a curated record. Gene Ontology annotation, molecular function: transcription corepressor activity.